Corythoichthys intestinalis (scribbled pipefish) is the source of this 1820-nucleotide messenger RNA. It is a transcript of the gene plekhg2, whose product is annotated as pleckstrin homology domain containing, family G (with RhoGef domain) member 2. The record is from RefSeq and is a predicted model, not a curated record. Gene Ontology annotation, biological process: regulation of actin filament polymerization. Lineage: Eukaryota; Metazoa; Chordata; Actinopteri; Syngnathiformes; Syngnathidae. Bases 219 to 1805 code for a protein of 528 amino acids. The transcript is spliced from 15 exons. Gene Ontology annotation, molecular function: guanyl-nucleotide exchange factor activity; small GTPase binding.
CUCCUCUCUUCUCUCGGCGUCAGAUCGCGUCUGCGUGGACUUCCUCCGGCGUCUCUGCUCGCUCCUGUAGUUGUGACGUCACGUACGUUAUGGACCCGUUUGGUCGUUUUUGUCACCGCGUAAAAGUCGGGCGCUGUCACGCACGGGAAUAACGCACGCGUGUGGAGGAACUUUCUGGAAGCAAAGGUGACUUCCUCUCUGUGUGACAUCAUCGCAUCAUGCCUGAGGGCUCACGUCGCAGGUCUUCCAGAUCAUCCAGCAACGCAGGUGCCAAGCGUCCGUCCUCGGCUUCAUCGCUGAGCGGGAUGGUGGGUCGGAUGAUGUCGCCGGGCGAGCGGGGGGCCUCGUGCACUUCGGUGGACACGGUGUGCUCGGAGCGCCGCCGUCCCGCCUCCCUGUCGCUGUCGUCUUCGGCUUCGUCGGCGUCCCUCCAGGACGCCUCGCGCUCCUCCUCGUCCUCUUCGUCGUCGUCCUCGCUGCCCUACGGCGCCGUGCCCGCCUACGGAGCCGCCGCUCCAGAGGAGAACGGUGCCGACAUCCGCCUGGAUCUCACACCGCUGGCGGGAGGCCCCCCGCCCAAGCGGCUGUCGCGGAUGGAGCGUGUGGUGAUGGAGAUCGUGGAGACGGAGCAAGCCUACGUCAGGGACCUCAAAAGCAUCGUGGAGGACUACCUGGGCUGUAUCAUUGACUGUGGCGAUCUUCCGCUCAACCCGGAGCAGGUCAGCAGUCUCUUCUGCAACAUCGAGGACAUCUACGAGUUCAACAGUGAACUGCUGGAGGAUUUAGAGAGAAGUCAGCACGCCGCCGCCAUCGCAGACUGCUUUGUGGAAAGGAGCGAAGCGUUCGACAUCUACACGCUGUACUGCAUGAACUACCCCAAUUCCGUGUCAGUCCUGAGGGAGUGCAUGAAGGACGAGACUCUGGUGCGAUUUUUCCAUGAGAGGCAGACCACCCUCAACCAUUCCUUACCUUUGGAGACAUACCUCCUGAAACCUGUUCAGCGCAUACUCAAGUAUCACCUCUUACUUCAGGAACUGUCCAAGCAUUUGGACAAGAGUGACCCAGGCUACGAGGUGGUGGAGGACGCCAUCAUCACCAUGACGGCGGUGGCCUGGUACAUCAACGACAUGAAGAGGAAGCAGGAGCACGCUGUCCGCUUGCAGGAAAUCGAGUCUCUGCUGGUGAACUGGAGUGGUCCCGACCUGAGCGGCUUCGGAGAGCUGGUUCUUGAAGGUUCCUUCAAGGUCCACCGGGUGAAGAAAGAACGCGCCUUCUUCCUGUUCGACAAGAUGCUCCUAAUCGCCAAGAAGCGUGUGGAGAACUUUGUGUACAGCACGCACAUUUUUUGCUGCAAUCUCCUGCUGGUGGACAUCUUGAAGGACCCUCUGUGUUUCCGGGUGUCUGACCUGAUGAUUCCUAAGCAGCAGCACGUUGUCCAGACCAAGAACAUGGAGGAGAAGAGGCUGUGGGUUCACUAUCUUAAGAAACUCAUAGUGGAAAACCAUCCCAAUUCUCUUCCACAUAAGGCCAGACAGGUCCUCGGAGACAAUUCCUGCCAGUCUCCCCAGUUUGAGCAGGACCACCUGAAGAAGUUUUCUUCUCCUUCACCGCGACUGGACGACAUACACGUUUACCACAGAGGACGACGUCAAUCAGAACCGCCUGAACUCCUCACUUACACGCCGGAAAAAAGCAGGAAGAGUUUACCCAUGCUACUGGAGGGAAAUCUGCCUUACAGGCGCACCAGGAGACAGUCAGCUCCAGCAAAAGAGAUCGAAGCAGCUUUUCAACCUCACAGUGAGUAAAUACUCAAAAUUCCG